Messenger RNA from Misgurnus anguillicaudatus (oriental weatherfish), 927 nucleotides. Lineage: Eukaryota; Metazoa; Chordata; Actinopteri; Cypriniformes; Cobitidae. The record is from RefSeq and is a predicted model, not a curated record.
AACAGAAAUGAUGGGAGGUGUUGAAGAGCAGAUAUAAUAUAAUGACAUCUAAACACACAGACAGAGAAACAGCAGAUUCAGAAGAGAAACACACAACAUCAAAAAAAUGGAUGAAUCUCUAUAUUUCAGACUUCUUGUCAUUGCUCUCUGUUCAGUAUCUGAAUGCAGUCAGCGCCGGUAUCAUCAUAUAAACAUCAAUAUGACCUGGACUGAAGCUCAGAGAUACUGCAGAGAAAACUACACAGAUCUGGCCACAGUCAACAACAUGAAUGACAUGAAUGAACUGAUGAAUAAAGUGAAGAACAGCAGUGUGAAGAAGAAUAAUGAUGUGAGCGUCUGGAUUGGACUGCAGAAAACAAGUGUUUAUAAAUGGAAGUGGUCUAUGGGUCACACUGUGAACUAUGAGAACUGGAAAAAUGGAGAAUCAAAUAACCAAAAUCAUUGUGCUUAUAUAAAAGAUGGAAAAUGGCAUCAUGAGGAAUGUAACAAAGAGUUGAGCUUCAUUUGCUACAACGAUAAUCUGAUAUUGAUCAAUGAGGAGAUGAGUUGGUCUGAAGCUCUGGUUUACUGCAGACAGCAUCAUGUGGAUCUGGUUUCAGUUGUUUCAGAGAAGAUUCAGGGCUGGUUGAAAGAGGUGAUUGUAAACGCCUCGACUGCGUCUGUAUGGAUGGGGUUACGUCACUCCUGUAGUGUGGGGAUUUGGUUCUGGGUGAAUGGAGAGCCGGUGUGCUAUCAGAAUUGGGCUCCAGAGACAUCAGUGGAGGACUGUGAUCCUAAAGUGAGAUCUGGAGCUGUUCAGCGUGAUGGAGGUCAUCAGUGGAUCAGUCGUCCUGAUACUGACAAACUCAACUUCAUCUGCAUCAAACAUGAUUCAGAAUGAUAUGAUAUAUAUUUGUGUUCAUAACUUUCUCUUUAUACUCACUUUAG